AUGUCUUCGGCGCCGAGAUGGAUGUGGAAAUGGGAAUUGAUAGUGGUACUGUGGUAUUCUGUGCGAUGUAUCACCGGCGCGGCCACGGCUUUGAGUGUCACUCCAUCGACAAAUUGGUUCGGUGACGAUGGGACGUGGUCUGCAAUAUCAAUACGUGUCGGAACGCCGCCGCAAUGGGUCGAUGUUAUGGUCAAUACCGUGAGCUCGGAAACUUGGGUGGUUGGUCCUGCAGGAUGCGUAGACAAUAAUGCGCUAUGUAUAUCCAGCAGAGGAGAGAUAUUCGAUAUGAAAAAGUCAUCGACAUGGCAAGACGAGGGGUUUUUCAAUUUAGGGAUCGAUUCUCGAUUUGGAGGCUCUGCGUACGCAAAUUACGGCCUCGAUGAUUUAGCAUUCGGUUCUACAGGAGUCGUUUUGCCCUCGGCCAUUAUAGGAUCGAUAAAUGCCACGUCUUUCUUGCUUGGAAUGUUUGGUCUGGGAGUUGUUCCGGGGAAUUUCAAAAACAUCACUUCGCUCCCUGCUAUUAGUGGCCUUGUGGAAAAGAAUGGUGCUAUUCCGAGUCACAGUUAUGGAUACACGGCAGGAGCAACCUAUCAACAAAAAGGGGUUCCAAACUCUUUGACCCUUGGGGGGUUUGAUGCAAAUAGAUUCGUUCCCCACAACGUAUCAUUCAAUCUGAAUCCAAGUCAGAAUCCUCAGGCGUCUAUUAGCUACAUCUCAGUGGUCUCUGCCGGAUCUUCCAAUAACUGGACCUCUCCCGUGCAAUUACUAUCCGCAGCAGAUCGAGUUUCGGCCAUCAUUGACAGCACCACCCCCUAUCUAUGGCUUCCUCCGUCGGUCUGCGAUCGUUUUGCUCAGACUUUAGGCUUAAGUUACAACAGCAGUUUAGAGCUUUAUACCUUUGAUGGAAAUUCUUCCCAACACGACGUGCUUCAAAAGUCGCAAUUGAGUUUUACAUUCAGUCUCUCCGAUAUUUCAGCAUCGCCAGAAGCUGUCAACAUCACUUUACCUUAUGCAGCUUUCGACCUAAAGCUUACAUUUCCAUUUCCCGCUCUUAACACGACUUAUGGGGCUCCUGACUCUUCCAAGAAUUACUUCCCCUUGAAGCGAGCAGUAAAUGAGGCGCAAUAUACAAUUGGCCGAGCAUUUCUCCAAGAGGCCUACCUCAUCACAGACUACGAGCGGAAUAAAUUUUCCAUACACCAGGCCAUCCACACAACGAAUCCGAUUGGAGACACAAACAUAGUAGCUAUCACUCGCCCGUCCGACAGCUCAUUCUCCAGUCCCAAAGUAGACGAGAAGUCAAGCUCCAAAUUAGCCACAGGCGCCAUUGUUGGGAUUGCCAUCGGAUCUUGUGCUGCCAUUGCUCUGGCAACUAUUCUUGCCUUCUACUUCCGCCACCAAAAGCAAGCCAAAGCCAAAGCCGCCGCCGCCGAUGACGAGAAACCAGAAGCUCCACAGCCAAAAUCCUUCCUGGAUCGAUUCCGUCGCCGCCGUCCUACUCCACCAGCUAAUGAAGUCGUCGGCUGCACCGAUUACCCAACUGAAGUGGGCGCUGACGCAACUCAUGAGCGAUUCGAACUUCCCGCGCCUCUAGGUCCUGCAGAACUAGACAGUGAUGCCGGUACCCUUGAUGGAACGACCGAAAAUGGUUCCGUGGCUACAGAUUCGAACAUGUCUAUGUACGAGCGAGCAAGAAGGAAGAUCGAGCGUCAACAAGCUGCAGCGGCCCGACUCGAAGCUACACACGAGACCUAUCCCAUAGAGAAGACCGAGAAUGAUACCUCACCCGUAACGCACUAUCGACCUCAUGAUUCCGACACUCUAAACACUCAAAGCCCGCUUGUCUCUCCGAUGGCGGAAUCGCACGGUUCAUUAACAGUCGGUGGUCAGCCUUCACCCCUCUCCCCAUGCUUUGUAUCAGCACCCACGACGCCCAUCUCCCCCACCAGUCCGCCUCCUACAUAUCGCAGAAUCAGUCCGGGUAAUGUAGUGUAUGCGGGACGACUCCCGGAUAAUGUGCAGCUGCCGCGGGUGGUACCACGGAUCAUUGGCCCGGAUGGACGGACGGUCAACGCGGAGCAGAACCCAGUGAGCCCAGAGCCCGGAACAGAGACGACAAGCACUCUAGGAAGCCAAUUUACAGAGAAUGAAGUCAUGACGAGAGAUGAUUUAUAUGAGGAUGCGACGCAGAGCCCUGGAGGAACGCCCUAUAGUCCCGUUUCUAGCCGGAGCGCUGAUGGCAGCGCUCACGGGAGUGCCAGCAUCAGCGCUCCCACCACUACCACCGGCAGCAGCAGCAACGCAAGCCAGCCGCCGAUCAAUAUCCGCGGCGGGGGUGGCGGAUCUGACACAGGGAUCGUUCGUGAAGAAGACGAUUCCAAAUUCCUCCGCCAGGAUGUAGAGGGAUUGCGCGCCGACAUCCAGACCCGCGAGGUACUCAAUCCAUAUGCACGAAGGAACCGUCUCCAGGGCGAAGACGACCUAGUUCAUGUUCCGCAACCGGCAGAACAUAGGUUCAGCUGGGAGGAAGAGAGAAUCUCGGGAACUGAUGAGUCCGGGACGAGAUAA
This is a messenger RNA of Venustampulla echinocandica, 2568 nucleotides long. Its product is annotated as Acid protease. Gene Ontology annotation, cellular component: fungal-type vacuole. Gene Ontology annotation, molecular function: aspartic-type endopeptidase activity. Lineage: Eukaryota; Fungi; Ascomycota; Leotiomycetes; Helotiales; Pleuroascaceae. The record is from RefSeq and is a predicted model, not a curated record. The transcript has 4 exons. Gene Ontology annotation, biological process: proteolysis. The coding region runs from base 1 to 2568 and encodes 855 amino acids.